Messenger RNA from Coregonus clupeaformis (lake whitefish), 1535 nucleotides. RefSeq names its product fish-egg lectin. NCBI's taxonomy places the organism in Eukaryota, Metazoa, Chordata, Actinopteri, Salmoniformes, Salmonidae. The record is from RefSeq and is a predicted model, not a curated record. The transcript has 5 exons. Bases 57 to 830 code for a protein of 257 amino acids.
AGUCUGUGUUCAACCAAACUACGAACAAACUUAUACUGUAGAUCUACAGAGACAUCAUGAGAGCCACUGCAGCCGUCCUACUGGUCCUCUGUCUCCUGGCCAUCAGUCAUGCAUGGGACUGUCAGACUGUAGUGGAUAUAUAUAAUCUGAUGCAGAUCGACGCAGGACUGGGACAAGUGGUUGCAACGAACACAAGUCAAAUCCCCUUCUACCUGGUAGGUGAUAAAUGGAUCCCCCUGCCUGGAUCCCUGAGGCAUAUCACUAUAGGACCAGCAGGGAUCUGGGGUGUCAACAGCGGAAACAUCAUCUUCAAGUAUGUGGCCGGUAACUGGCAGCAAUAUGCAAUCGGUGUGAAGCAGGUGGAUGCUGGGGGUGCCGAGUUUAUUGUGGGGGCCAACAUGGACAAUACUCCAUUCUGUGUGAAAAGUAGUGCCAUAGUUGGCAUCAUGGGACAAGACACACACUAUCAUGGGACAAGAUUGCCAGGAAGUGUGAAGUACCUCAGUUGUGGACACUUUGGGUGCUGGGCAGUCAACAACAAUGAUGAAAUCUUCUUAAUGAGUAAUGUGAACAAAGACACUUGUCAAAACAAGGGGUGGAGUCACAUUGACGGCAAGCUUUCCAUGAUUGAGGUGGCAACUGAUGGUAGUGUCUUUGGGGUCACCUCUGACGGCCAAGUUUAUACCAGAGACGGCAUCACAGCCAGUAAACCAGAGGGCACUGGAUGGAGCAUUGUCCCAAUGUACAUGCCAAUGACGCACGUGACCUACGACCUGGGACGUCUUUGGGUCGUCUCCAAGUCUGGCGUCACCAUGGUGUGCAAACGUUAGCCUCUCCUCUGCAUCUGAAGGCCGUUCAGGAUCUGACUAAAGUUCACUUGUUAACUCAUUGAUCUCUCUUUCUGGAGCAGACUUCUGCUUGAGAAUUAUCAACAUUAGUUCAGAACAAUCCUUCAUUCUAAAACCUAUUGCUCUAACAAUAUUUUUUUCAGUUUUUUAUCUCUAUCAAUAGUAAUCACUGAUCUUAAUGACAUUUUAAAGAAUUUUCUCUAACAUAAUUGACAAGCAACAGCUAUAUAAAAGUUUAUUAUUUUCUUAAUCACUCCUUGAUUAACACUUCAAUAGAGCUUUGCCAUAGCUGCUAUCUGAUCGUAGUGUAAACUUGGGCACGGUGAUCCACAUGGGUUUUGCUGUGCUUCAGAGGUCAUCAAUAGGGUUGGAUGGAAUCCUUGUCAUUAUCUCAUUAUAUAAUCAUUUCCCGUGGAUAAAGCAUUCAGUUUGAAACUAAUUUCAGUGUUUUUUUAAUCAUAUUGAACAGGGGGAUUUAAGGUUGCCCUGCAAAGAUCCAGUGAAACUUGAGAGAUCUGUUUUGUGAAUCUUCUUACUAUGAAUGUUAGAUACGAUUAAAGUACUACAGUGUUCAUGAACUGGUAAACCUUUAGUUCCCUGAUGCAUAGUUUGAUUGACAGGUGCCCUAUUCUUGUAGUCUCACAGGGACAUAUUGUUAUGUUGAUUUAAAUAAAGCCUUUGACAACA